AUGAGUCUAGAAGUAAAAUUAAAUGAAAGGAGACGUAAUACAGAAGUAGUAUAUGAAGGAUUUGGAAAAAUAAAUCAAGAAGUAAAAUUAGGGAAGAGAAGAUCAAUUAAAAAAAAUGAAGAAGAAGAAGAGGAAAUAUCAAAAAAUUUACCUUUCUUUAUAAACAGAAAAAAAAGAAUAAGUGAAAAUUAUGAUUUUAUGAUGAAUGUAAGUGAAGAUGAUACUGAUGUACAACAAAUAGCUGAUAUUUUACAUUCAUAUCUAAAUAUAAGUGAGUCUAUUGGAAUAAGAUUAUCUUUAUUAUAUAAAACAAAACAAUAUUACAUGUUCAAAAAUUAUCUGAUAGCAAUAAAAGAUGUUCUUGAAGGUUUUCAUGUAUUAAAAGUUACAAGAAGUGGAAAAUUGCAAAAUAAAAAAUUAUAUUUUAAUUGUUAUCAUAUGAAUAUUAUAGGAAGUUGGUCUAAAAAAAUAUUAUUAUAUGAUGAAAUAAUAGAUAUAAGUAUUGGAAGUAGUUGCACACCUGAAUUACGUAUUUAUGAAAAUAAAUUCAAAGAUAUUGAGAAAAGAACAUAUUAUGUAGUAUUGAGAACAAAAUAUAGAGAUUACAGCUUUUUGUUUCUAAUGGAUGAUGAAAUUUUAAAACGAGAUAAAAAUUUAUCAGUUUUAGGAACAUUUAAAAAGUUAUUAAAAAAUAAAAAAAAUAUGAAUAAAAAAGAAAAUUCGGUAAAUAGAACUUAUCAUAAUUUAGAAAUACAGGAAAAUGUUAUAACAGAUAGUACUAAAGAAAACUCCCAAAAAACAGAAGAUAAAAUCAACGAUAAUAAUCCAAAGAAUAUUAACAACAAAGAUAUUCAGAUUAAUGAUAAAACAGAUGAAGAAAUAGAUAAUAAUAUUCGUAACUUUAAGAAUUUUUUAUUAACAGUUCUAAGAAGCUUAAAAGGAAUAAAAAUAAAUAUGAAUAAUGAAAAAAUGAAAGCUAUCUGUAAGCCAAGUAACAAAAUUUACUUUGAUAAAUAUGAUUUUGACAAUAAAAAAAUUAAUUCAUUUUUUCUUUUUUUCCAAAUACAAUUAGAUGUAUGUGGUCCAGAAAUUUGGUUUACCUCUAAGUUUAAUGAUAUUAUUUUUACAUAUAAAAAUUAG
This is a messenger RNA of Plasmodium gallinaceum, 1140 nucleotides long. RefSeq names its product conserved Plasmodium protein, unknown function. The record is from RefSeq and is a predicted model, not a curated record. The coding region runs from base 1 to 1140 and encodes 379 amino acids. The transcript is spliced from 4 exons. Lineage: Eukaryota; Apicomplexa; Aconoidasida; Haemosporida; Plasmodiidae.